Molecule: messenger RNA, 1088 nt
Organism: Blepharisma stoltei
Lineage: Eukaryota; Ciliophora; Heterotrichea; Heterotrichida; Blepharismidae
Source: the annotation of a GenBank genome assembly
AUGUUUAGUGAGACAGUCAAGUCCAAGAUCAAAAAGUUCGAUGUCUAUCGAAAGCUUCCUCAAGAUCUAACUGAGCCUACUUUAUCAGGAGCUUUUGUAUCAAUUAUAGCCUGCGCCUUUAUGACCUUACUUUUCUUAACUGAGCUCGCUGAAUAUCUCAAAGUUAGCACUAACACAGAAAUGUUCGUUGAUAUUAACCGAGGUGGCGAAAAAUUGGUCAUAAACAUAAAUAUAGCAUUCCCAAGGUAUCCUUGUGGCCUUAUUUCUUUGGAUGCUCAGGAUAUUAUGGGUUCACAUGUAGUUGAUGUAGGAGGAUCGAUGAAAAAAAUUAGGCUAAGCUCGGAUGGGAAAUUUAUUGAGGAAGAGGAUUUGUUUGAAAAAGAACACAAAGAAGAAUCAGGGGUGAAUUUACAAGAAAUUAAAAAGCAGCUAGAUAAUAAGGAAGGGUGCCAAUUAAUAGGACACAUUUUGGUGAAUAAAGUACCUGGAAAUUUCCACGUGUCAAGUCAUGCUUUUCAUAAUCAAAUGCAUUCAAUUAUUAUCGGCGACAAUUCAAAAUUGGAUUUAUAUUUUUUUUAAAUUUUUUUUUUAUCUAAAAUAAAUAAUUAUUUAUAGUUAGUAUUCUGCCAAGAUUGGAUUUAUCACAUGUUAUUAACCAUUUAUCAUUUGGAAGCAAUAAAGAUCUUGAGUUUAUUAAAACCCAUUUUGAAGAAGGAGUUUUAAACCCUCUUGAUGAGCUAAAAAGAAUAAGACCAGAUGGAGUCAGAGAUGCGUUGUCAUAUGAAUAUUACAUUAAAGUCGUACCAACCACUUAUCAGACCUUAGAAGGCGAAGAGUUCUUCGUACAUCAAUUUACUGCUAAUACCAAUGAAUAUUCCGCUCAAGGAAUGCCAGCUGUCUUUUUCAGGUACGAUUUAAGUCCAGUUACAGUAAAAUUCUCUCAAACCAAAGAAAGCUUUUUCCAUUUCAUUGUUCAAGUCUGUGCCAUAGUUGGAGGCGUAUUCACUGUUGCUGGACUUAUUGAUAAUUUACUCCACACUUCAAUAUCAAAAAUUCUUAGAAAAAGAGAUGCAGGCAAACUAGGAUAA